This is a messenger RNA of Rhea pennata, 5823 nucleotides long. It is a transcript of the gene WDR36, whose product is annotated as WD repeat domain 36. Gene Ontology annotation, molecular function: protein binding. Bases 2 to 2674 code for a protein of 890 amino acids. Gene Ontology annotation, cellular component: Pwp2p-containing subcomplex of 90S preribosome; small-subunit processome. The record is from RefSeq and is a predicted model, not a curated record. The transcript has 23 exons. Gene Ontology annotation, biological process: rRNA processing. Lineage: Eukaryota; Metazoa; Chordata; Aves; Rheiformes; Rheidae.
CAUGGCGCGCGAGGGCGGCGGGCUGUUCGCGGUGUUCCGCGCGCUCGGCCGUUACUCGGGCCCGGUCCCGCACGCGCUGCGCUUCCACGGCCGCCACCGGCAGUUCUACGUGACCGUGGCGGCCGGCCGCAGCGUCCACACCUACAACGUAAAUAAACUUGGUAUUGUUGCAGUGAGUAAUGCAUUGUUACAAGAUAUUACUUGUUUGGCAGCAGACCGGAUGUUGGUAUUUGCUUCUUAUGACAAUGUACUCCAUGCUUUUGCCAGGAACAAAGAGGUAGUUCAUACCUAUGAAGGUCACAAGGGAAAGAUACACCUUCUGCUGCCUUUUGGUGAUCAUGUCAUUUCUGUGGAUACUGCUAAUGUUCUUAUUGUUUGGGAUAUACAGUCAGAAGAGGAAUAUCUUCAAAUGGAUUUUGAUAAGGCCGUUUUUUCAGUUUCUGCAAUUCUGCAUCCAAGCACCUAUUUGAAUAAAAUUCUCCUUGGUAGUGAACAAGGAAGCUUGCAGCUGUGGAAUAUAAGAUCCAAUAAACUCCUAUACUCAUUUGCAGGAUGGGGCUUAGGGGUCACAACUCUUCAACAGGCUCCAGCAGUGGAUAUUGUUGCAGUAGGUCUUGUAUCUGGUCACAUCAUUAUACAUAAUAUUAAGUUUGAUGAAACUCUGAUGAAAUUUCAGCAAGACUGGGGCCCCAUCACAGCAAUAUCGUUUCGGACAGAUGGACACCACGUAAUGGCAGCUGGUAGCCCUAUUGGACACAUUGCACUGUGGGAUCUAGAAGAGAAGAAACUAAUUAGUCAAAUGCGAAAUGCCCAUUCCACAGCAAUAGCUGGUAUGUCGUUUGUCCCUGGAGAGCCACUUCUUAUUACCAAUGGUGCUGAUAAUGCUAUACGGGUUUGGAUUUUUGAUGGACCUGGUGGUACUGGUCGUAUAUUGAGGAGCCGAAUGGGACAUAGCGCACCUCCAACAAAAAUCAGAUACCAUGGGCAAAAUGGAGAGCAAAUUCUUAGUGCAGGUCUGGAUGGAACAUUGCAGUCGUUUUCAACAGUGCAUGAGAGAUUCAAUAAAAGUUUAGGACGUGGUUCAAUUAACAAAAAGAAAUCAAAAAGGAAAGGUCUUCAGCAUGAUACAAUGGCACUUCCACCAAUUACAACCUUUGCUUCAGAAGUAGCUCGUCAGAAUGACUGGGAUGGUAUUGUUGCCUGCCAUCAAGGGUAUAUAACCUGUACAACAUGGAACUAUCAGAAAACUUCUAUGGGAAUUCAUAAACUGAGGCCAGAAGCAUUUAGCAAAAACAAACCCCUUGAUAUAUAUGCAACGGCUGUUGAUAUUACUGCAUGCGGCAACUUUGCUGUAAUUGGGAUGUCAACAGGGCAGGUAGAUGUGUAUAACAUGCAGUCUGGCCUUCACAGAGGAUGUUAUGGCAAAGGAAGAGCACAUGAAGGGGCCAUUAGAGGAGUAGCAGUGGAUGGAUUAAACCAGCUGACAAUCACAGCUGGAAGAGAAGGAUUAAUUAAAUUUUGGAAAUUCAAAACUAAAGACCUAGUUCACUCCACUGAUCUUUCUUCUUCUCCAAGUGGAAUACUACUUCACAGAGAUAGUGGUAUUCUGGGAAUUGCCUUUGAUGACUUCGGUAUUAGUGUUUUGGAUAUAGAAACCAGGAAGAUUGUCAGGAGAUUCUCAGGACACCAGGGACGAAUUAAUGACAUGACUUUUAGUCCUGACGGUCGUUGGCUAAUAACUUCAUCAAUGGACUGUACCAUUAAGACUUGGGACCUCCCUUCUGGAUGCCUCAUAGAUUGUUUUUUGGUGGACUCGGCAGCUGUGAGCAUUACUAUGUCUCCUACAGGAGAUUUUCUAGCUUCAUCACAUGUGGAUGAGCUUGGAAUUUAUUUGUGGUCAAACCGUUCUCUGUAUUCACUCGUCUCUUUACGGCCCCUUCCAGCGGAUUAUGAACCUUCUAUGGUAGCAGUUCCUGGAACCUGCCCUGUGCAAGAUGUGGAUGCAGCAGAAGCUGAAGAAAUGUGUGGUGAAAUGAUAGAAUAUGAUUCACCUGAGCAACUGGGGGAGCAGCUGGUAACCCUGUCCUUAUUACCUGAGUCAAGGUGGAAGAAUCUCCUCAAUCUUGAUAUCAUCAAGAAAAAGAAUAAACCAAGAGAGCCGCCAAAAGUUCCCAAGUCAGCCCCUUUCUUCAUCCCAACAGUUCCUGGUCUUAUACCACGAUACGCUGCUCCAGAACAAGAAAAUGAUACACAGUCAAAGAUAGUAAACCUUGGAGUACUGGCACAGAAAUCUGAUUUCUGCAUUCAUCUUGAAGAAGCCCUGAACACUCAUGAAUAUACAGCUCCACUUAAUUUACUGAAGGAGAUGGGACCAUCCAAUAUUGAGAUAGAAAUAAGGGCUUUGGCCCCUGAAGGUGGCGGCUCUAUGGAGGUGAUGCUAAGCUUUUUGAGAAUGAUUGGGAUGAUGCUGGACAAGAAGCGCAACUUCGAACUUGCUCAAGCAUACCUUGCACUGUUUUUAAAGUUGCAUCUUCAGAUCCUCUCAUCAGAGCCAAGGCUAUUAGAAGAAAUAUCCAGAUUGUCAGCACAGCUCGAGGAAACUUGGAUUCAUUUACGGACUCUUUUCAAUCAGAGUCUGUGUGUGUUAAAAUAUAUGAAAAGUGCAUUGCUGUAAAAUUUGUAAAGGAUUUUUAAGGAUUGGCUGCAUAAAAAGUCCCUUGGAUUAAUAAUACAACUUAUUGCCAAAAAUAGUGGAUUCCAAUAAUUAUACUUGGAGUUCUGAUGUUGUACUUUAUAGUAUCUAGCAAAGUAUUUUAGACAGUGCAUAACUAAAUAUUUUAAUUCAUUUUGGUCUGAGUGAAAGCUAAUAAGUGCAAAUUAAAUGUGCAUGUUGUAUUUAAAAUAGUUUGUUAUUAAUGAGCAAACAGUUAAAAGACCAUAGGUAAUGCAGCUAGCUAUCUUAUGCUUUCAGGAACGAAAAUGUAAAUCAGAAUAAAUUGUGUGUACUUAAUAAAUCAGUGUUGUUGAUUUUAAAAAUAAAAUGCAAAAAGCAACUGAAUUAUUAACAAAUUAUUAAUAUUGGUUUAAAGCAAAGAUUAUAAAAAUUGCAUUCCCUUGACAGAGGGCUUUUCCUAUUAGCUGUUUAUAAAAGUCAGUUUUCUUUCCUCUUUGGCAAACUAGGUUCACUGUUUUGCCUCAGACCCUUAUUUCUAAGAGCAAGGAUUUCUAGCUGCACUACAAAUCAUAGUUUCUUUUGCUUUUUUACAACUGUUUUCUUUACUUUUAGAGACUCUAUGUCCAAGAAAAAUCAGGAUUAUUCUCCUAAGGAGAUAAAAAUUGUAGGAAUAAAAAUUCUGAGUUGUUGGGAAUUCUGUAUCUAAAUUGAAUGUUAUUUUUAUGAAUUGGUAUUUAUAUUUGAAAUAAUAGGACUUGGGAGAGGUAGGGAACUCAUGAAAGGAGUUAUCUUAAAAUUUCAGUUUGUUGGUUAAGAGUACUACCUUAGAGCAGAAAAAUCUGUUGAAUGAGGUGCUUACUGUAUUUCACAUGCUUAGCUGGAGACACUGAUUGACAGAGUAAAUGAUACAAAUGUAUGUAAUUUUGAAUAGAACAUUUGAAAGAUGAGUUUCCAUUUCAUGUAAGACUGAAGCAAUAAUGUGUUGGCUUUGUUACUCUCUCUAUAUAAUUCUUUUAAUGCAAUUGUAUCCUGGAACUCUUUAUAUUGAGUGGUGUAUGCUGGAACAAAUUAUCUGCCUACAUUUAAAUGCAGUGUAGAGUGUUCAACACUGUCUGAAGCAAACUGCAUUUCAGGCUUCCACAUGUAUCAAUAGAUCUCUAUCAUUUGAGUUGCUCAGAUUUGCAAGAAAAGUUAUCAGAGAUAUCAAAGGAGUGCAGAGGUGAUGGGAAAUUGGCUUUUACAGCUUCUCUGUGUUGUUCUAGCUGUUCUUUUGAAUCCUGUUAAAUAUUGAAGAGAAAGGAGAAUGCUGCAGUUUAUACACUGCAUCAUUCUAGCCAGUAAGGAUUGAGAAUACUGAGUCAGUGGGAAUAGUGUACACCUGAGAGUGUUACAUAUAUAUAUAUAUAUAUAUAUAUAUUUAUAUAUAUUUAUAUAUAUAAAAUCUACUAAGCCUUAAGAAAAUCUUUAUUACUGUAGAAUAACUAGCUUCUGUUGAUAUGGUUCUCAGGAGUCAUUAAUCCAAACUUCUUGAACUGAUCUGAAUCAUUUCCAAAUCUCUCAAGAUUUAAUGAAGUAAAUAUAUGAUAAGCCUGUGAGCUUGUAGGUGGUCCUGUAACAAGCUGAUUUAGCAGAUUUUUUCAAGAAUCAUUUUGGGAAGUUACACAUCAAAAUACAUAUGGGCAUGUAAGUCAGAGUGCUAGAGUAGUCACAGAUCUGCCUCAGUGAAGGAAGGGGCAGUGGCAAUUCUAUAGAAAAAGAACUUGCCUCCUGAGUGAGGACAAAGGUCUGUCUGGCCUAUUGUCCCAACUCCUGUUCGAGCAAGGAAUGGAUGCAAAGGGUCCAACAAUCUGGUCAUGUAUCGAGUGAUACUUUCCUGCAUAUCACACCUGCAAGCAGCCAUUUAGAUUCUUCCUGACCCAGCUGUUUUCUAACAAUUGUGUUUAAUAAUCUGCAACAGGCUUGUUCUCUAUGCAUUCAUCUAAUCUCUUUUAGUAACCAUUUAUACUCUACAACAUCCUGUAGUAAUGGAUCCUACAAUUUAAUUAGGUGCUAACAGAGAAAAUUUAUUUCUCUUUGUGUAUACCAGACCUGCUACCUGCUGAUAUUGUAUGCCCCUCCUACUUUUUGAAUGUGAGGAAUAAUUGUUCUCCAACUUCUUCAUGCUUCCCUGCCUCUCUGCAACAAAGCAGUUGUGAAAUGUUUUUCUACUGGUGAAGAAGAUACUUGAUUUUAUUGAGUGUACACAAGUAAUUUCUUUUUCAUUGACUAAUAUUGCAACAAGAUAUUGCCUUGUACAUACAGUUCUAAAUAUCUGGGUUCAAACAUAGUUUCUUGUAUGUUGAAGUUACUGAGUACAGGUGAUAAAACACCAUGCAACUGAAUUGUUAAAAUGUACUUUGCAUUUCCUGUAAGAUACCAUCUUGGCCAUCAAUACUGUAAUGGUAUAUGCUCUCUGAUGUGAGAAGGAAGAUGAUUAGGUGGGUCAAAGGAUGUAGUUGGUGUUAAGCUGAAGUUUUCUUCUAAGCAGCAUGGCUCCUGCUAACUUUGCCUUAGACGAUGCCUAGUGUGUUCUAGGCUAGCUCCGUCAGACAUCUUACUAUUAAGGUUCUCAUUUCUGCUUUGUGUCACAGCACUCCCUCUGGCUUUUUAUUACUCAUCUGUGCCUGCAUCUGUUCCUGCACUCUAUUUCUACCAUAGUUUUCUCUGCUCCUUUGGCUUCUGAGCAUAGCUGUCCCCUUUAGCAACUCUUGCAUGCAGCAGUCUUGUCAAGUAACAUCUCAGUUCUCACUCUACUUUUUUUUGACUCUGGUGGUGUGCUUUCUGAAUUGAGUUGGUACUCAUGGUUGCCUUGACACUAAGCUAGAUGGUUAGACUUUGUCCCCAAAUUUGGUGCUGGAUUCAAACUGUAACAGUGAAGGUUGCUCUGCUCUGAGCCCUGAUACGCGUUCACUGGAAUCCUUACUUUUCCUUUUGAGUAAAAAUAGAGUUGUUAUGAGGAAAAACGUGCAAAUGCAAAGUGAGAAUAACGCAAAUGUUUAUGCGUUUUCCUGCAUCCAGCGUAGAGCACUGAAUUGGAGUACCACGAACCACUUUGUACAUCUCAAGAUUGUUAACUUUAGAUUCUUGAAAAUAAAUGUUAGAGAAGGUCA